AUGGAAUUAGAUGAUCGACGAAAGGAGUUAUAUAAUCUAAAUACUCGAGCAUGGGAUGGUGAAUCUGUAUUUAAAACAGCAACUAAAUUAGAUUCUUCUUUGAAAAAGAAUACAACUUUCAUCAAGAAGGUUAAAUUGAUCAAUAAUGAACAAUAUAAAACAAUUAUUAAAGACGUUGAAACAUUAUCAAUUGAAAAAUAUUUAUCUGAGGUUAUUGUAUCUAUUGGAGAAGCAUUGGUUAAGGUUUCAAAAAGUGAUGAUACUUUAGCAAGUAUGGAAGUUGUAUCUGCAUUACAUCAAAGAUUUAUUACAAAUUUUACACCUUAUUUAUUAAUUAACUUAUUAUUACACAUUUCAAAUACUAAUGAAGAAAAGGAGAAAUCUGCACGUCAGAAAAACCUACUCAAAUUGAUUGGUGAAUUUUACAUCAUUGGAAUUUUCAGAAAUUUAAAAGAUUGUAAUAAAGAAGAUGUACCUGACGAAAUUUUAACAAAGUUUGGUAAAUUUGCAUCUGAACCUAUAAUUAUUAUUGUAUUAAAAGAUUUAUUAAAUUAUCAAUUAAAACUGGGUAAUUCAUUAUCCAUGGCACAAGCAUUUUUAAAAAGAUUUCAUCAUAUGAUUUAUGACCCACAAAAUGAGUUACUUUCUUUUGAAGUGAAGAAUGUAUUACAACAGAUUUUUAAUAUUUAUACAAAAGCAGUUUUCAAUCAUUUAAUGGUCCUCAAAAAGAAAGUACAUCAAGUUUCUGAAAUAAAUAAAAAAGCUUCAAUUAGGACUGGUAAAAUACUUGAAAAAAAUCAAACUGAAUUGGAAAAUGUUACUAAAUUAUUUGAGAAAUUCAAAUCUACGUCUGAAUAUUUAUCAACAACUUUGGAAAUACCAUUACCUUCAGAAUUGAAUCAAGUUGAAAAAGAGGAAUCAAAAGAUGAUUCAAAAAUUGAAGUUGUUAAAACUAAAACAUUAAAUGAAGACGAAUUAAAUGGAGUAUGGGAAGAUGUUAAAGAGAGAAAUUUUUAUACAAUUAUUUCAUCUCUUGGUGAAUUGAUUGAUGCAUAUCCUGAAAUUGCCAAAAGUACAAGUACAAAAGAUGGUGAAAAAAUUCAAGAGUUUCUUGCUAAGCUACAAAAUAUGUCAUCAAAUGAUUUAGAACAAUUAGUAGUUGAAUUUAACAAUCUCAAUUUGAAUAAUAAAGCUACAAAGAAUAGAAUUAUGAAAUUCUUUGUUGAAACUUCAAAUAUUAAUAACUUGAAAUAUUAUACAAAGUUUUUAAAAAUUAAUGAAAUGAAUUUACAUGACUUAAUAUUAGAAUUGAUAACUUAUUUGGAUAAAGGUUUCAGGUCACAAUUGUAUCAAAAUAAAUUAAACUUUAAAAACAUUUACUUUUUCAUUGAAAUGAUUAAAUUUAAAAUGAUUCCAACUCAUUUAAUAUUCCAUAAGAUUAGAAGUUUAACAAUUAACAUCACAUCAACAAAUAAUAUUGAUAUCUUAUCUGUCUUUUAUGAAAAUGUUGGAAGAUUUUUAUUAUCUGAUCUUGAAUAUUUACCAUUAAUGAAGGAAAUGAUUUCAUUAUUAAAAGAGAAAUCAAAACUAUCAAAUCUUAACAUUAAUGAUAAAUUAGCAAUUAACAAUUUAUUAAUUAUUGUUGAACCACCAGCUACUAGAAUUGUACAACCUAGAAUUGAAUUAUCUUCAAAAUCACAAUUUAUUCAAAGAUUAUUAAGAGUAGAAUUAAAUAAUAAAUCAUUACCAUUAGUUGUCAAUUUAUUAAGAAAAAUCUCAUUUAAAACUAAUGAAGAAUGUUUUCAAACCAUGCUUGAUUGUUUUGCAAAACCUGAUUUACUAAAGUAUGAUAAUAUACCAGCAUUAGCUCAAGUAUUACUGAUUUUUUCAGAUAAAUAUAAAAGAAUGGUAGUGUUUACAGUUGAUACAAUUAUUGAAAACAUAAUUCGUUCAUUAGAAUUGAAUGAUUAUAGAAUGAAUAGAAGUAGAAUGGCACAAGUGAAAUAUAUUGCUGAAAUGUAUAAUUCAAAGAUUAUAAACUUUAUAUUGAUAAAUGAUUUAUUAUAUAAGAUAUUAUGUUUUGGACAUUUAAAUAAUCAACCAUUACCAAAUAAUUGGGAUAUUGAAAUUGAUUUACCAAAUAAUUAUUUUAGAAUUCAACAAGUGUGUUUAUUGUUAAAUUCAUUAAAUUCAAUUUAUGUGGAUACUGAAUUAUCAUACAAGAAGAAGACAUCAAAACCAUUUGAUUUAAAAAAGAGAAAUGAUGUAAAUAAGAAUUUAUUAGGUGUUUUCAUGACUUUCUUACAAUAUUAUAUUUACUGUAAAGAACAACCAUUACCGAUCGAAAUCAAUUUCAAAUUAAAUGAUGUAUUUGUGAAAUAUAAAAGUAUACCAACUGUGAUACGUUACGAUACAAUUCAGGAAAUUGUUAAAAGAUUACUGGAAUCAACUCAAACUAAAAAAGAAGCUGAAUUAUAUUUUGAUGAAGAAGAAAAUGAAGAAGAAAUUGAAAUUGAAAACGAAGAUUUAAAUGAUCAUGAAGAAGAUGUGGAAAUUGAUAUAAUUGAUGAAGAGGAAGAUGAGGAUUCUACUGAAUCUGAAUCAAGUGAAUCGGAAGAAGACGAGGAAGAAGAAGCAGAGGAAUUAAGUGAUGUUCAAUCUGAAACUAGUGAAAUUAUACAAGAAGAUAUGAAUAGACUUGAUUUCGAUCAAAAAUUCAAUCAAGAUUUAGAUAAAGAAUUACAACGGAUUUUGAAUGAAAGUUAUACAUCCAAUACAUCAUUUAAAUCUCAUCAAACUAAUAAAUUAUUACCGUUACCAAGGCAAUUUAUAAAUCAGCAGAGACCAACAGUACUAAAAUCAAAUGAUCAAAAAAUUUCAUUUUCAUUAAUUACUAAAGAUGGUAAAAAAUCAAUAAGUAAACAAUUUUACGUACCUAAAGAAAAUCAAUUUGCUCAAUCAGUGAUUAAAGAACAAGAAGAUGCAAAACAAGAUAAAGAAAGAAUAAUGAAAUUAGUAUCAAAGAUGCAAGAUUAA
Molecule: messenger RNA, 3036 nt
Organism: Insectozyma verbasci
Lineage: Eukaryota; Fungi; Ascomycota; Pichiomycetes; Serinales; Debaryomycetaceae
Source: the annotation of a GenBank genome assembly